AUGGUUCGGAAAGGCCAAGUUGUGGAAAGUCUGGCGACACACUCUAUGUCUUGGUCACUGUUGAAGAUGUUCGGAUCGACGCAAGUCGUUUUCGGAAAGACAGAAGCUAAUUCUGUCUUCUUUCGAGCUUUUCAGCCCACACCCGUCAGCUCGCCAAGUGCUUCGGCAAAAAAAAUCUUGCAGACUCAGCAUGCUGGGUACCCUGCACUGGCUCAAAAUAGCAAACCGUAUGAGCUCCUGCCAGAAGAAGCGCAACGUUUGAAAGACCUGCUUCUGGCAAAUGCCUCGCGCCAGCAACACUCUCGCUUCAACAUUUUUAAACUUAAGCGCGUGGUUAUUCCGCCCGUUCAGAUUCCACCAGAGCUAUCUACUCCGCACGCGAUGAAUAACAUUGUAGCUGGUUCAAGAAUUCCCGUGACGAAGACGAUGUCAAUGCGAUGCCGUGCGCGCAUGUUGCGGCGACUACCUCGCCGUAUUGAUGAGCAUGUCGCGUGGUAG
Molecule: messenger RNA, 498 nt
Organism: Plasmopara halstedii
Lineage: Eukaryota; Oomycota; Peronosporomycetes; Peronosporales; Peronosporaceae
Exons: 1
Coding region: 1-498 (165 amino acids)
Source: RefSeq, a predicted model, not a curated record